Messenger RNA from Lathyrus sativus (Indian pea), 843 nucleotides. The record is from the annotation of a GenBank genome assembly. NCBI's taxonomy places the organism in Eukaryota, Viridiplantae, Streptophyta, Magnoliopsida, Fabales, Fabaceae.
AUGGAGGCAGAGUCAAAUAGAGGGUUUUGUAAUGAAGAUAUAAGUUCAUCUAUGAGUAGACAUGCGAUAUCAUUUCAGCAUGGGGCUAUGAAUAAUAGCAUGUCAGAGAUGGUUCCAAUGGGUAAUUAUUUUGGGUUGAGUAGUUCAUCUGGUAUGAUAUAUUCUGGAAAUUCAACUUUUGUCCACAACACCAAUCCUGUUGUAAGUCCUCAAGCUGGUGGCUCUUCUCUUCUUCUUGAUUCGGUUCCAGGGUUGAAGCAUGACACAGGCUUGGCUGUUGAGUGGUCUCUUGAUGAACAGUAUAGAUUGGAGGAAGGCCUUGCCAAUUAUGCGAAUGAACCAAGUAUCAUGAAGUACAUCAAAAUUGCUGCUGCGUUGCCUGAUAAAACUGUUCGCGAUGUUGCUUUGAGGUGUAGGUGGUUGACAAGAAAGCGAAGGAAACCAGAUGAGCAUUGUUUAGGGAAGAAGAUCAAUUACAGAAAAGAUAAGCCGGUGGAGUUAGCAUCACAUUCAAAUUUGCAUUCGGCGCUGCCCCCGAGCAUGAGUUCGUAUUCUCCCAUGUCACGCACUAUUGAACAAAGUCAACGGAUACUAUAUGAUGGAAUUUGUGGACCUAUGAAGCAACUCAUGGAGCAGAAUGCUCAAGUUUUCAAUCAAAUUACGGCCAAUUUAUCGACGUACAAGUUGCAGGAUAACAUCGACCUCUUUUGCCAUACAAGGAACAAUAUUAAUACCAUUCUAAACGACAUGAGUGGGAUGCCUGGCAUUAUGAGCCAAAUGCCGCCACUACCUGUUGUCAUUAACGAGGAUCUCGCAAGAAGUAUUUUGAAUAAUAGAACUUAG